This is a messenger RNA of Solea senegalensis (Senegalese sole), 4978 nucleotides long. It is a transcript of the gene mcf2lb, whose product is annotated as mcf.2 cell line derived transforming sequence-like b. The transcript is spliced from 33 exons. The coding region runs from base 145 to 4095 and encodes 1316 amino acids. Gene Ontology annotation, cellular component: extrinsic component of membrane; cytoplasm. Gene Ontology annotation, molecular function: guanyl-nucleotide exchange factor activity; protein binding. The record is from RefSeq and is a predicted model, not a curated record. Gene Ontology annotation, biological process: intracellular signal transduction; positive regulation of Rho protein signal transduction. NCBI's taxonomy places the organism in Eukaryota, Metazoa, Chordata, Actinopteri, Pleuronectiformes, Soleidae.
UUACUGAGUGACAUCCUGCAGGCUGUGGGGCACCUGCAGCCAGACAGAGAGAGGCAGGCUGUGUGUGUCAGCGUGGGAAAGUCGGAGUGCAGUGAGAAUGAGAGGGAAGUCGUUUUUGUGAUACCCUUUUCCCUUUGAAACUGCAUGGAACAAGUGUUCCAGAAGAGGAGUGAGGGCAAGGUAGCCUGGCCUGACAGCAUGGGAGGAGAGGAAAAAGAGGACUCUGGCUCCUUCAUGGAGGAGGAUAUAGAGGUUGAGUUAGACUCAGGUUUUUGCCUGGAAGCAGAGUCAGAGCUGAGUCUAGCAGUGCAGGUAAACUCAGGCUGUGAUGAAAGUCCAGACAUAAACAAGCUGGGCCGGUCUGUGAAUACAGAGCACACAGAUGCUGACGGUGAAGAAGAUGGAGAGAGUCACACUCAGGAAGAAGAUGCGACGGAGGCUGACUCUCAGACUGAGGAGACUGAGAGAGUGUUUGAUGUGUGUUUGUGUCCAGCAGAAGAGAGAGGGGCUCAUGUACGAAUCUCUCUGGAGGAGGUGGAAACAUACUACAGAUUUUCACGCUACUGCCACUGGCUGCAUAAUGAAAUCAUGCAGCUGGAGAGCAGUCCUCUCUACGCUGCUGACAUCACCCCUGACCUCAGGAAGCAGUUUGCCUUCCUUACAGGGGGUAGAGGAGAUAAUGGCAGCCCCGUCAUUGUGUUCCCAGAAUUCCCUGCAUUUGGAGAGAUCACAGACAGAGAGUUUCAUAAUGUCCUGACGUACUUGACCAGUGUACCCAGUUUGUCGUCGACAGGCGUGGGAUUCAUCCUGGUCAUUGAUCGCCGGCAGGACAAAUGGGCGGCUGUUAAAGGGACCCUGCUUCGUAUUGCAGGCUCCUUCCCAGGGAACCUCCAGCUGGUUCUGGUUCUGAGGCCCACCGCUCUCCUACAGCGCACACUGUCCGACAUCCUCUUCAAGUUCAACAAGGAUGAGUUCAAGAUGAAGGUGCCGGUGAUCAUGCUGAGCUCUGUGACUGAGCUGCACUCCUACAUCGACCGCUCUCAGCUGACACAUGAACUCGGUGGAACACAGGAAUACUGCCAUGAGAAGUGGAUCUGUCAUCGCACUGCUAUUGAAGGCUUUGCACUGAUGGUGAAGAAAACUGCACAGACCCUGCAGACAUUUGGAACCGAGCUGGCUGAAACUGAACUCCCAAAUGAGAUCCAGGCCACAACCGUCCUGCUCAGCACACACACCAACAAGAAGGACAAAAUGAAGGAUGAUCUGCUGGUGGUUCUGGAUCAAGGUAACAGCCUGCUGGAGAGCAUCAAUGACCCUGUAACGCGGAAUCCUGACCACAACAUGAACCAGGAUGAACUGGAGAACCUGGCCACUGUACAAAGACUGCUGUCUCAGCUCGAUGAGACAGAGAGGGCUUUUGAUGAAUUCUGGCUGAGGCAUAAAACCAAACUGGAGCAGUGUCUGCAACUGCGCCACUUUGAGCACCACUACAGAGAGGUGAGGGCUCUGCUGGAUCAGGUGUCUGAGAAACUGGCAACCUUAUCUGACGUUGGCGUCAGCCCAGCCCAUGAUGAACACAUCCUCUGUGAACUCACCACCUAUGAGGAGAAAGUCUGUGAGGUGCUGAGCAGAGCCUUGGCCUUGUCUCGUGAGGGUGAUGAACUCAUCCAGAAGUCACACUACGCUGAAGAUUCCAUUCAGCCCAAAUGCAGCGAGCUCAGAACAAUCAGUGAGAAUGUGAGCAGCAGCCUGAAUGCCAAAAAGGAACAUCUCCUCAAAGUCAUUGAGCUACACCAGUGUUUGGAGAGGGCAUCUAAAUGGGUUGAUGAUGGUAUAUACCUGCUGGCAUCUCAGCCAGUCGACAAGUGUCAGUCACAUGAGGGCGCUGAGUUAGCUCUGCAGGAGCUGGAGCGCUAUCUGGAUCAUUCAGGCCACAACCAGCUGCCAGACCUCAGCACCAUCUGGAGAGAAUAUGACGCAGUGCUCAACCAGCAAUUCAAGGACCAAGUGGAGCGAGUUUCCCAGAAGCAGGUGUCCAUGCAGGAGAUGUACGACAAGAGGAGGGUCAGUCUGAAGAAGUUAGCUGCCAAACAAACCAGGCCGGUGCAGCCCGUAGCACCCAGACCUGAGGCCUUCAUCAAAUCUCCCCACAGCUCACCAGCUCACAGAGAAAAGCAGGAGAACAACUGCUCAGAGACAGACUGUGGGAACAACUGUGAGAAAGGAAAUGGCCAACUGCAGAAUGGACACAGUAUCAGCAGACAUGCCUCUCUGUCUGAGGAGGAGGAGAACUUGGCAGUGCUCAGGAGGCACGUUAUGAAUGAGUUGCUGGAAACUGAGAGAGCUUACGUUGAGGAGCUACUCUGUGUGAUGCAGGGCUAUGCCUCUGAGAUGGAUAAUCCAGCGAUGUCUCACCUCAUCCCAACUGCUUUACAAAACAAGAAGGAGGUUCUGUUUGGCAACAUGCCUGAAAUUUACCACUUCCACAAGAGGACUUUUCUGAGGGAGCUGGAGCAGUACACAGACUUCCCAGAACUGGUUGGAAGGUGUUUUCUGGAGAGAAUGACAGAUUUGCAGAUCUAUGAGAAGUACUGUCACAACAAGCCUCGCUCUGAAAGUCUGUGGAGACAGUGCUCAGACUGUGCCUUCUUCCAGGAGUGUCAGAAGAAGUUGGAGCAUAAACUGGGUUUAGAUUCUUAUCUACUGAAACCUGUGCAGAGGAUCACCAAAUAUCAGCUGCUACUGAAGGAAAUGCUGAAGUACAGUAAGGGCUGUGAGGGGGCAAAUGACCUGCAGGAGGCACUGACCUCCAUUUUAGGCAUCCUCAAGGCUGUCAAUGAUUCCAUGCACCUCAUCGCCAUUACAGGAUAUGAGGGUAAUAUGGGUGAGCUGGGAAAGCUCCUGAUGCAAGGUUCAUUCAGCGUGUGGACAGAGCACAAGAAAGGUCAUGCCAAGGUCAAGGAUCUGGCCCGUUUCAAGCCCAUGCAGAGACACCUCUUCCUGCAUGAGAAAGCCCUGCUCUUCUGCAAAAGGAGGGAGGAGAAUGGGGAAGGCUACGAGAAAGCUCCCUCCUACAGCUUCAAACAGUCUCUGAAUAUGAGUGCUGUGGGCAUUACUGAGAAUGCAAAGGGUGACAACAAGAAGUUUGAAGUGUGGUGCAACUCAAGAGAAGAGGUUUAUAUUGUUCAGGCAGCAACAACUGAAAUCAAAACCACAUGGGUAAAGGAGAUCAGGAAGGUUCUGACAACUCAGCUGGAAGCUUGCAGAGAAGCCAGCCAGCAGAGGGCGCCAGACCAGGUUUUCCCAUCCCAUUCCACAUCCAGUGGAACAGUGAAUCUCAGUCCUUUCAAGACUGGUCAGAGGAGCUUCAAGAGGGGAGAGGAGAAGAAAGUCGAGCCCUGCAGCCCUGACAUCAACUCCUCCUCCUCAACAAAGCCCCCAGGAAAAGAAGAUGAGACUGUGACAAGCCCCACCUCAGACAGAGCAGCUGUGGCUAAAAAGCGCUUUACUUUACAAGGUUUCAGUAACCUGAAAGCUCAGAAAGGUUCCCCCACAAGCCCUGACCACAAGACGAAGCGCCAGAGUGACCCUACUCCAUUCGGCUUUAAAGACGCAGGUCCUCCCCAUCUCCACCUGAGCAGGGCCAGAUGGCUUAGCACUUCUAGUCUAUUACAGACAAAAUGGAGAGGCUGGAACAAGGCUUCCUUGUUAAUGGAUGCCUCUGAGGAGCAUGAUGGCUACUCCAGUGCUGAGGAUCCACUCAACUCUGACCCAGAGGAUGACAGUGGCAAGAAGCUGUGUGCUGGAAAGUAUACAGUGAUGGCUGACGAUGAGGAAGGCAACGCUCCAGAACUGUCAGUGAGGAGCGGACACAUGGUUCAGCUGGUCAGAGAAGGAGAUGAUGGACAGUGGUUGGUGCGUAAUCUGAGCACCUCUAAGGAAGGCUGGAUUGCUGCUGCUAAUCUCAUCGCACUCAUUGGGAAGUCCAAGUCUUGCCAGUCUCUCACCAGUUCAGAAGGCAGUGGCUCUGGAAACCUCAGCACAUCGUCCAGCUGCAGUGAGACCUACACGAGCUUCUCUGACAUCAAACCCUGAACUCCACAGCACUUCCUCCAUCACCGGACUGCCCUCUUGAAUGCUAGCAUCACGUGGCUAUUUGUGCUGUAAUGCCAACAUCAGUACUUGUCAGAUUUCCUGUAAUAAUCUAUUUUUUCUCCCACACACCAAAUGUUAAAGACAUUGGCACCAUUGCACAUGGAGGAUACAGAAGAGAUGAAUAUGUUGCAUAAAGUCAUCAUUGUCCUCUAUUCACACACGUUGUUUGUUUUUAUGAGGGAUCUGUGUGAUUAUAAUGUAAUAGAUGUAUGGAUGGGCCAGCAGGACUGAUCUCAGUUAAUGCAUCUAUUUGUGUUGACCCUUUGUUUACAUUUCCACUGUAACUGUAUUAAAAAAGGAAGGGAGAAGUACAUUCAGCAUUGACUUGAAAUAAUGUUCCUUGAGAGAUGCUCCCCCCUACAUGUUUAUUUAUUUGUCAAAAACAAAGCACCUACAUGUGUUUAACAUUUGAUUUGAGAUUACUUUUCUCUUUUUCCAUCUUUAUGUUUUUUCUCUCCCUGUGUGGUCACUCACAGUGGAAAUCUCUUUUGCCUCAAGCUCUCUGGACUUCUGUGUGUGGGCUUCUAUUCUUUCCUGGUCUGUGAUGCUGUGUGGGCUUCAUGAUCUGAAUUACUGUGUUUUGUUUUUAUGUACAUUAUAGAUUAAAUAUGUUCCUGUGAAUAAUCAGAAAUCAUUGUAUAGCGCUAACUUAUUCCCUGUGGUGGGACCAUAUUCUGAAUGUAGAUAUUGUUUAUUAAUAUCAGUCCAUUAUGAAAUGUUUGUUAUUGGAGAUGCUAUAUUGUACAUUGAGUAAGGUGGUGUCACUACUUGUGACUUGUUUAUUUUUUUUAUAUAUAUAUAUAAACAAUUUGUGAUAAUUCAA